This is a messenger RNA of Funneliformis mosseae, 735 nucleotides long. The record is from the annotation of a GenBank genome assembly. NCBI's taxonomy places the organism in Eukaryota, Fungi, Glomeromycota, Glomeromycetes, Glomerales, Glomeraceae.
AUGAAAAAAACAGAAUUUUUAAAGAAUGGCUAUUUAGUGAGAGACGAUUUUCUCAGCAAAGAGCAAUGUUCUCAAUUAUUAAAUCAUAUCAAAAAUUUUCAAAAUAGUGAAGAAUUACCUAUCAUUUACCGAGAAAAUUCUGAUCGUCCUCUUCAUUAUAAGGUUAUUAAUGGCUUACAAAUAAAGAAUAGUCUUCAAGAAAUAGAAAAUUUGUAUAGAGACCGCAUUAACAAGUUUAUUUGUGACAUUAGUAAUCUUUCUUUAGUUCCUUUAAAUAAUGAGAUAAUUGGGGCAAAUGUUAACAUUACUCCGAGUGGUGGCACAUAUCGAUGGCAUUAUGAUCGAAACUCAGUUACAGCGUUAAUCUAUUUGAAUGAAGUUGAUGGCGGCGAACUUGAAUUGUAUCCACUUUAUAGAAUUACGUCACCUUUCAAUAAAUUUUCUUUUCUUCAAAAAGCACUAGAUUUACUUCUAAUGUCUAAACCAAUUCGGUUUGUUUUUGGAAAGAAAGUUUCAAUUAAACCUAUCGAAGGAAGAUUAGUAGUUAUGAUUGGUAAUAGGUGUCUUCACAGCGUGAAUUCAGUAAUAGGAUCUGAAGAGAGAGUAAAUGUUGUUCUGUCUUAUGAUGUUUUAGAUAAUCAAGAUGCUUCUAACGAUAAUCUAGAUAAUUAUCUUUAUACACAGAUAAAGGUAACUUCUAGUGAUCCGAAUUAUCAGAAAGAAAUAAGAAAAUGA